AUGCUCUCAAACACGGCAGGAUACACUUCCGACGAUUGGGAAAGUGAGAUCCAGCUUGCUCUGGAUGCCCACAUCGAUGCAUUCGCACUCAACAUGGCGGCUGGAGAAGGUACCACCACUACCUCUCUCCCAAACGCGUUUGCGGCCGCUCAAAAGCUCAAAUUCCACCUGUUUUUCUCGUUCGAUUACGCUGGGAACGGGCCUUGGGACAAGAACGAUGUCGUGAGCCUGCUGGGUCAAUAUGUGAGUAAUGAUGCUUACUACUUUCACGGAUCGAAUCCUCUGGUGUCGACGUUCGAAGGGCCCGAUAAUGCAGAAGACUGGGUGGACAUCAAGUCCCAGCAAUUCUGCUUCUUCGUUCCGGACUGGUCGUCGGUUGGGGCCAAAGCCGCUAUGGCCCUGGCCGAUGGGGUAGCAGACGGCCUUUUCAGUUGGGCUGCCUGGCCCAACGGACCCAACGACAUGAAUACCUAUGUGGAUGCGUCGUAUAUCCAGUACCUGGACAAGAAGCCUUACAUGAUGCCGAUCUCUCCAUGGUUCUUCACCAAUAUGCCCGGAUACGACAAGAAUUGGCUGUGGCGUGGUGACGAUCUCUGGUAUACUCGGUGGGAACAGGCACUCUACCUCGCUCCGGAGUUCAUCGAGAUCAUCUCCUGGAACGACUUCGGCGAGUCCCACUACAUUGGGCCUAUCGUUGACAGCCACAAUCCGCUAGCUGACUCCAUGUACACCGCGUUCGAGACAGGCGAAGCCCCUUACAACUAUGUCGAGGGCUUCGACCACAGUGGCUGGAGACAAUUCCUGCCUUAUGUGAUUGACCUCUACAAGUAUAACCAGACCAAUAUCGACAGUGAAGGCUUGGUGACCUGGUAUCGGCUGAAUGCAGCAGGUUCGUGCCCUGACGGUGGCACGACUGGCAACACGGUGUCUCAACUGCAGUUGGAAUACUGGCCCAAGGAUAUCGCACAAGAUAAGAUCUUCUUCUCCGCAUUGCUUGGGGAGGCUGGAGAUAUCUCGGUGACUAUCGGAGGAGUAAAUGUUGAUGCAACGUGGACCAACACCCCAAGUGGUGGAGGGGGCAUCUAUCACGGCAGUGUCUCCUUUGCCGGCCAUUCUGGCUCAGUUGUCGUGUCUGUUACUGGAUCUACCGGCACUAUCACAGUGAGCGGACAAGACAUUAGCAGCGGAUGCUGGGAAGGGGAUCAGGUCGAGAACUGGAAUGCUUGGGUGGGCUACAGUUUGGGCGGCGCAGUCGAUGUGGAUUCCCCCAAGCUAAACAAGGAGGUAUGUAUGGAAGGAUGGGGAAUGGGCGACUUCAAUGGGCUCUGUAGCUACUCCUGCAGCCUGGGCUAUUGUCCCGUCGGAGCGUGCGUUUGCACAAAAUUAGGACCUCAGCCAGAGUUGCCCACGUCCACCGGGAUCCAGGGAUAUCCCGCGGCUGGAAAGGACGCCAACUACGCUGGGCUGUGUUCAUUCGCCUGCAACUAUGGGUAUUGCCCUUCUACUGCCUGUGGAACAGUAUCGGUUCCAUUGACUAUCCCAACCGUGUCCCCUUUCACCCCAGACACCUGUGUGGCAGGAACAGGCGAGAAUGACCUAGCCGGCUUGUGCAGUUUCGGCUGUAAUUAUGGCUACUGCCCCAUCUACAAUUGCACCUGCACGGCGACAGGCCCUCUGAACAUGCCUCCUGCCCAGAAUACCAGUAUCACGGGUUGGGCACCCGACGAAGAUGAUAAUGGUCUUUGCGAAUUUGCCUGUACCCGGAACUACUGUCCAGAGCCGGUGUGUUUAGACGUGACGCCUGAUGAUGACGCAUGCGGGAAUAUUGACGAUGACAGCGAUGAGUGUGUAGGUGUCUUCAACUGCGAUUUUACUAUCAGUUACACCUCUCUGGACGCUCUACAGGCUGAUAUGGAUACCUUUGACCCCUAUUGUGUUGACUUCUAUGUUUUGGGCGCACUGUAUGGGGAGUUGGAAGCCACGGUCGCCAACUUCACCAGCAUUGCCAACACGAGCAACUAUGAUGAGUAUUUCAAGGACUACGAGUCUUAUAUGAAAGGCCAAGUGGGGACACAGCUUACAUAUUUUAUGAAUAUGAGCGAUACUGGUGCGCAGGGUGAGGGCAACCGCUUCUUCACGUGCACACUCAGUUUUGGAGGGGUGAACAGGACGGCGGGACCAUGUCCUGACGAUCUCGGGUACGAAAAUCGUGCACAUACCGUCUUUUAUAACUUGAUCGAUGCGGACGGCUUCUAUGGAAACCUCAGCGCGGAAUUUGGGAUAGAACCUGACUGGGUUGUGCUAGGGGGCUGGUCGAGCACGGAAGGGCCCUACUACGACGACAAGGGCAAUACCGCGUGCAACGUCUAUGACAACCCUGAGGCUGCCUGCUGGUGGCAUCGUGGCUUCCCGAUUCCAGCCCAGAAGAUCACCAUCAGCGACCCGCGGGAGCUGAUGAGACAGGCCCUGCCCAACAUCCCAAACCUCCAGCUUUCCCUUCUCAUCACCGAGCUCCAGAUCCUAUCAGGUUCGUUCGACGGCGUGAUCGACGACGUCGUCCAGACGUACUCCACCGCCGUGUUCACCUUGGCCGAGCUGGUCGACCGCGUCUACUCCGUGGUCGCCAUUGGCGAGAAGAUCGAGGCCGAGAAGAAAAAGGAGCUGAUCCUGCAGAUCCUCGGGGGCGUGUUCCUGAUCGUGCCCUUCCUCGGCCCACUCUCUGGUCUUGGAGAUGUCAUCGAGGGUCUGGACGCGGCGCUCGCGCUCGUGGGUACCGCCGCGAACGAGGCGACCGAUAUCUACACCAUGGUGCAGGACCCAGAAAGCGCCCCAGUCGCGAUCUUGAGCAUGCUCCUCGACUUCAACGAUGGAGUCAGCGCGAUCGAGUUUGACUCCAUGGCCUUGAGGCGGCGCGGCAUGAAGGGCUCGGAUAUUAAGUCGGUCGGGGUUUUGUUCGAGCAAAAGAUGGAUCAAUUGGAGUCCAUUGUCAGCAAAUGCGCGAGGAUUUAA
Molecule: messenger RNA, 3009 nt
Organism: Aspergillus japonicus CBS 114.51
Lineage: Eukaryota; Fungi; Ascomycota; Eurotiomycetes; Eurotiales; Aspergillaceae
Product: glycoside hydrolase family 71 protein
Exons: 2
Coding region: 1-3009 (1002 amino acids)
Biological process (GO): mating projection tip cell wall disassembly
Molecular function (GO): glucan endo-1,3-alpha-glucosidase activity
Source: RefSeq, a predicted model, not a curated record